UUAAUAAAUUAGAUAGAAUAUUCUUAUAUCCCAUAAAAAAGCAAAAAAAAUAAUAAAAAAAUGAGUGUACUUUUAAGAAAAAAUAUAUUCCUUAAUGUUAACUAACUACAAUUUUUCGAUAUUAAAAAUGUUUAGCGCUUUAAUAAAAUGUUUAGAUUUAACAAUAGCUUAAUAAAUAAAUAUCUGAAAACAUUUAUAAAGUUUACAACUUUAGGAUCUUUGCCAUUGUUAUUCAAUUAUUUUUAAGAUAAUAUUAAAAUGAUUAGUAAUGAACAAGAUUAUGUAUUAUCAGAUAAAUUUACUGAACAAGAGUUAAAAGAACUAGAAAAAACAGUUGAAAGAAACCCAAAAAACAUUUAAAUGAAGUAUAAGUUAUUAAAUUAAUAUUUUAUUCUGAAUAAACUAGAUAAAGCAGAAAAGCUAUUAAAAAUUCUAAUUUAAGAAGACAAGUAAAGCCAUAAACCUUAUGUGUACCUAGGAUCACUCUACAUAAAAUAAGAAAAAUAAUAAGAAGCCAUUCAAAUUCUUAAUACAGCCAUUAAGCACUUUCCUAAGUGCUAAGAAGCAUAUUUACUGAUUGCUUCAAUUUAUAAUAAGAAUGGUAAUAAAGUGAAAGCAGUAGAAACUUUUAAAAAAUACAUUGAAUAGGAUCCUAAAAAUUCUUCUAUUUAUAAUGAUUUAGGAAAUUAUUAUAUUGAGUAAUUUAAUGAUUAUGAGAAAGCUUAAAAUGUUUACGAAGAAGGAAUAAAAUAAGUUGGAAAUGAUCCUUAAUUACUAUGCAAUGUUGGCAAAGUUUAUUUGUAAAAGUAAAAUUUCGAGGAAGCAAGAAAAUACUUUGAACAAACUAUAGCCAUUUCAAAAGAAAUAUAUUUUGCUUUUAUUUACUUGGGAGUCGUAAACUUAAAAGAAGAUAAGUUUGAAGAAGCAGCAGAGAAUUUUGAAAGAGCUAUGAAGUUAGACCCAUAAAAACCUCUUUCAUAUAAAAAUUUGUGCAAUAUGUAUUUUAACAAAAAAGAUUUUAAGAAAUCACUACAUUAUAGUAAUAAAUGGGAUAGUGUAGAAUCUUCUUCAGCAUGGAAUUUAUCACACAAAGCUUAAUGUUAUAUAUAAAUGGAACAAUUUGAUAAAGCUAUUGAAGUUUUAUAGAAAGCCACAGACAUUGAACCUAAAAAUGACGAUAAUUAUUUUUAUUUAAGCUAUUCUUAUGACAAAAUAAACAAGCAUGAAGAGGCCUUAAAAUAUAUUUAAAAAUGCAUAGAAUUGAAUCCAAAUGAUCCAUAAUCUUUUUAUUAAUAAACAGUAUAUUUACUGAAAUUAAAAAAGUAUAAUGAAGCUAUUUAGAGUGCUGAAUAAGAAAUUAAAUUAGAUCCUAGAUCUGAAUAAGCUUAUAGAUGUAUUGGAGAUGCAUUUUUUGCUUAAAAAGAUUUUAUGCAAGCUAUAGAUGCUUACGAAAUAUAUCUUUAGUUGAAAGAAGAUCCUAUUAUAAAAAUAAAGCUAGCUAAUUCUUUUUACAUGAUAAAAUAAUAUCAAUAAGCAUUGGAAUUAUACAAAGAAGCAGCUAUGAUAGAGCCUAAAACAGUCUUAAAAAACUAUUAAUUUAUCUUAUCUUCACUAAAAAAUAUGAUUUUAGGAUGAUUAUAUACAAUUUAUUGC
Molecule: messenger RNA, 1653 nt
Organism: Tetrahymena thermophila SB210
Lineage: Eukaryota; Ciliophora; Oligohymenophorea; Hymenostomatida; Tetrahymenidae
Product: tubulin-tyrosine ligase family protein
Exons: 1
Molecular function (GO): protein binding
Source: RefSeq, a predicted model, not a curated record